This is a messenger RNA of Pygocentrus nattereri (red-bellied piranha), 1686 nucleotides long. RefSeq names its product dTDP-D-glucose 4,6-dehydratase. Gene Ontology annotation, biological process: nucleotide-sugar metabolic process. The transcript is spliced from 12 exons. The record is from RefSeq and is a predicted model, not a curated record. NCBI's taxonomy places the organism in Eukaryota, Metazoa, Chordata, Actinopteri, Characiformes, Serrasalmidae. The coding region runs from base 382 to 1500 and encodes 372 amino acids. Gene Ontology annotation, molecular function: dTDP-glucose 4,6-dehydratase activity.
CGUCCAAUGGGUCGUGAAGUGUUGAUAGCUAGUUAGCUAGCUAGCUGGCUAGGAGUGUUUACAAUGUUUGUGCUUUAGUAAUUGAAUUUAGAGGAAACGGUUCAACUCCCGUGGAGCCGUAUACAUGUAGGUGUAGGUGUGUACACCAGUGCUGUGAAAGGCAUAAGUAAUUGUUGUUAAAGCGGUUUAAAGCUAGGCGUUGGCGCUGACCAGUGUUCGGCUGCAGCGUCGCCUCUGGUGUUGCUGCUGUAAAGUAGGACUUUGAAUCGGAUUGGCUGUCAUGUUGGGACCCGGCCUAAUCAAUACAGAGAGAAAAACACCUCUUAACUGACGAAUAAUGUCAAUAUCUAAUGUGAAUAUGUGAAGUUCUCCAGAGCAGCGAUGUCAGAUCCGAGUGAGACACAGCCCGAGCUCAGCAAGCUGAAGCUGGGGCGUAAGACUGUUCUGGUGACUGGGGGAGCUGGUUUCAUUGGGUCACAUCUUAUCAUGCUUGUGGCUGUGAGAUAUCCCCUGUGGCGAAUCGUCAAUGUUGAUUCAUUGGACUACUGCUCAAGUCUGAAGAACCUCAAAUGUCUUGAGAACACAAGGACUUACACAUUUAUCCAGGGGGAUAUAUGCGACAGGUAUUUUAUUAAUCAUCUGUUUGCUUCUGAAAACAUUGACAUUGUUUUCCAUUGUGCUGCUCAAUCACAUGUUGAGAAUUCCUUCCUGUAUCCAUCUGAAUUCAUGCAUGUGAAUGCAGAUGGCACAAAUGUACUGCUCCAAGCAGCAUUUGAGGCUGGAGUGGAAAAGUUCAUAUACAUGAGCACUGAUGAGGUGUAUGGAGAUAGUCUGGACAAGGAAUUUGAUGAAUUGAGUCCAAAAAGGCCAACUAAUCCAUAUUCCACAUCAAAAGCUGCUGCUGAAAACCUUGUGAUGUCAUACUGGGAAAAGCACAAGUUCCCCAUAAUAAUAACACGGAGCAGUAAUGUGUAUGGACCACGGCAAUACCAUGAAAAGGUUAUUCCCAAAUUUUUAUUGCUCCUACAACAAGACCAAAAAUGCACUAUUCAGGGAACAGGCCUCCAGUCUCGUCACUUUCUUUAUGUUGAAGACAUCACGGAGGCCCUUUUGAUGCUGAUGGAGAGGGGUGCCCUGGGGGAAAUUUACAACAUUGGGGCUAACUUUGAGAUUCCCAUCAUCCAACUCGCUAGAGAGUUGGUGAAGGUGGUGAAGAAUGCAUCUAAUGACCAGCUGGAUGACUGGCUACUGUUUGUUGAGGACAGACCGGUCAGUGACUUGAGGUACCCAAUGGUAUCAGACAAGAUGCACAGACUUGGAUGGAAGCCAAAGGUCUCAUGGAAGGACGGCAUCAGAAGGACUAUUAAGUGGUACGCAGAGAACACAUCCUACUGGCCAGUGGUCACUGAAAAGAAGCAGCACCGUCAUCUGUUAACUGAGAACCAUCACUUGCUUCAUGAUGCCAAGACCAAAGACACCUUUGCACAAAGUGCUUUAUAGACAAAGUGAUAUUUAGUAAAUCCAGUAUUUUUCUAUGAAUGAGGACACAGAUUUUCACUAAAAUGUGUUUUUAAAAGCAUAAAAACUGUUGAGAUUAUGUUUCUAAUUUUAGUAUUUAUAUUUUGUAUAUACUUUUCGUGUAAAUGAAUACAAUUGCUGCCAUAAAUUUAAUACAUAGCAACUCUG